This is a messenger RNA of Anopheles nili, 1908 nucleotides long. RefSeq names its product very long-chain specific acyl-CoA dehydrogenase, mitochondrial-like. Gene Ontology annotation, molecular function: fatty-acyl-CoA binding; flavin adenine dinucleotide binding; very-long-chain fatty acyl-CoA dehydrogenase activity. NCBI's taxonomy places the organism in Eukaryota, Metazoa, Arthropoda, Insecta, Diptera, Culicidae. The transcript is spliced from 3 exons. Bases 1 to 1908 code for a protein of 635 amino acids. The record is from RefSeq and is a predicted model, not a curated record.
AUGUUGCACCUUCGAAGUUUCUCCGCAUCGUUCUUGAUCCGUUGGGCCCAGCCAAAUGUGGUCGCAGUUCAAAAACAACGGCUGUUCUUUACCGGAAGUGGAAAUUUGGCGAGAGUUGCCACACCCACGAAGGAUGAGCGUCCGCCCGUGAAUCGAUCCUUCCUGAUGAACCUUUUUGGUGGUAAGCUUCAAACGGCCGAGCUGUUUCCUUACCCAGAACCGCUGGAUGACGAGCAGAAGGAGUACGCCAGAGCCCUUGUUGAUCCUGUGCAUAAGUUUUUCACGGAAGUGAACGAUGCAGUCCGCAACGAUGAUACGAGUAACGUGGACAAGCGAACGAUCGAUUCGUUGUGGGACCUUGGACUGCUGUCCGUCUACGUGCCACCGGAACUCGGUGGACUUGGUCUUUGCAACGUUCAGUCUGUGUUAAUGGCCGAGAUCAGUGGAGGAUACGACCUUUCGCUUAGUCUGGCUAUCGGAGCACACAAGAGCAUCGGCACGAAAGGGAUCCUUCUGUUCGGAACUGAGCAGCAAAAGCAGAAAUACCUCCCGAUGUUGAGUACCGGACGAGUUUUCGGUGCGUUCGCUUUGACGGAGCCUGGUAGUGGGUCGGAUGCGGCCUCGAUAAAAUCGAAAGCCGUUCUGAGUCCUUGCGGAAAGCAUUACACCCUGAACGGUUCAAAACUCUGGAUCUCUGGAGGUGGAUUGGCGGAUAUAUUCACGACUUUCGCGCAGGUGGAAGUGACGGACGAGCAAACCGGUGAAAAGCGCAACAAAAUGACGGCUUUUAUUGUGGAACGUGGUUUCGGGGGCGUUACUACAGGACCUCCGGAGGACAAGAUGGGUCUGAAGUGCUCGGUUACGAACGAACUGUUCUUCGAUGACGUUAAAGUGCCCGUGGAAAAUCAGCUGGGUGAGAUAGGAGGUGGGUUUAAAAUCGCCGUCAACAUCCUUAAUUCGGGACGUUAUGGUUUGGGGGCAAUGUUAUCGGGAACGAUGAAAACGUGUAUCGAGAAGGCGGCUGAUCACGUGAGCAAUCGUGUACAGUUCAAACGUAAGUUGAUCGAGUUUGAGAACGUGCAGGAAAAACUCGCCAUGAUGGCGACCUACCAUUAUGUGGCCCAAAGUCUCACGUACAUGGUGUCUGGAAACAUGGACCAGGGUUCAGUGGAUUUUCAUCUGGAAGCGGCUGUAAGUAAGGUUUUCUGCACUGAAGCAACCUGGUACGUGUGUGAUGAAGCCAUUCAACUGCUAGGUGGCAAUGGUUUCAUGAAAGCCAGCGGACUGGAGCGAUUCCUGCGGGAUAUACGCGUGUUUCGAAUUUUCGAGGGAGCCAAUGACGUUCUGAGGAUGUUUAUCGCACUGACGGGCAUCCAAUACGCCAGCAAGGACCUUCGCGAACUUCAGAAAGCAUUGAAAAACCCGCUGGGAAAUCUGGGUCUUGUCCUGACGGAAGGAUCAAAGCGUGCUGGACGCACGGUUGGAAUUGGAGGAACGGAUUUACGAUCGUUCGUUCCAGCGGAGCUACACGAAGCAGCGAAACAGUGUGCUGAGAGCAUGGACAUAUUCAGCAAAACAGUUGAAUCUCUAAUGCGUACUCACGGGAAAGCCAUCACAGAGCGGCAAUUCCAGCUCGCCCGGCUCGCCGAUUGUGCCAUCGAUGUCUACUCAAUGGCAACUGUUCUUUCCAGGUCGGCUCGUGCCAUCAAAACAGGACUUCCGUCAGCGGAACAGGAACUGUUGAUGACGCAAAUCUGGUGCAAGGAAGCGAGCGAUCGCGUCCACCGAAACGUUAACCGCAUUCACUCGGAAUCCUUCACGGCAAACUAUCAGCGAAUGGCAACGAUAGCAAAAACUAUUUCCCAUCGUCGGGGGGUGCUAUUCACAAACCCGAUAGAAGUAGAUUAA